Molecule: messenger RNA, 1644 nt
Organism: Penicillium taxi
Lineage: Eukaryota; Fungi; Ascomycota; Eurotiomycetes; Eurotiales; Aspergillaceae
Product: cytochrome P450
Exons: 5
Coding region: 1-1644 (547 amino acids)
Molecular function (GO): monooxygenase activity; heme binding; iron ion binding
Source: RefSeq, a predicted model, not a curated record
AUGGAGCCACUAAAAUUUCACUUGCACAAGUUGCAGGGCUCUGCCGCCUCCUUUAUAUCACCUGGAGUCAUAGAGCACAUCGAGAAGCUCCAAUUUCACCUGCAUAAGUUUCAAGGCUCUACUGCAUUCCGCUGGGAAGUUGUAGUUUCUAUCUUGCUCACUACAUGGGCGAUAUACGAUGUUGUAUAUAACCUCUACCUUUCUCCAUUGGCUAAAUUUCCCGGCCCCAAGCUGUGGGCUGUGUCGAGAAUUCCAUAUCAGUGGUGCAUCAUGACAGGCCAAAGUCAUCACAAGGUAUUGGCUCUACACAAUAAGCAUGGUGCUGUUGUCAGAGUCGGCCCCAACGAGUUGACCUUCAACAGCCCAAAAGCCUUCCAAAACAUCUACAAAGCUCGUCCAGGACGACCGCAGUAUGCCAAAGACCCUCACUUUUACGGCUCGGCUCUGAAUCCAGUGCGACAGAGUAUAGUGGGACCUCACGAUGACAAGAACCACGCUAGACAUCGCCGCCUCUGGGCGAAUGCCUUCUCUGAGAAGGCUCUGCGUGCCAAUGAAGAAACCAUUUCGCGCUAUGCGGAUCUGCUAAACUACCGACUACGAGAGCGCACCUCCAAGGGAGAAAAAAACCAACACAAGGCAGACAUUAAAGAAUGGUUCAACUAUAUUGCGUUCGAUGUCACCGGUGAUCUGCUCUUCGCAGAGACCUUUGAUUGUUUAGAGAAGAGCGAAUUGCACCCUUGGAUUGCCCUUAUCUUCGCCUUCGUCAAGGGAAUCACGUUCCUCGGUGCAAUUAACCAGUUUGCACUUCUGAGAAUGGCUCAGGAAAAGUUCCUGCCUGAUGCCCUGCGGCAGCAAAUGUUGAAGCAUUUCAGUCUUGCCGCCGAAAAAGCAGAUCGUCGGCUGACCCAAGGCACAGCUCGAACUGAUUGGAUGUCUGCUCUCCUCAAGCAGGGCCUUGUUGAUUCUCAUGAUAAAUUUGUUGAAAACGAGGCUGUUAUGAGCAAAGAGGAAAUCCAUGCUAAUGGUGCCUUUAUUUCGAUUGCAGGAAGCGAGACAUCCGCAACUACUCUUUCUGGAUGUGUAUACUUCCUCACCAAGAAUCCCGAUACUCUCCGGAGACUUUAUGAAGAAAUCAACAGCACAUGCUCCUCGAACGAUGACAUUACGGCUCAGAAGUGUGCCCAUAUGAAAUACCUUAAUGCUGUUAUUGAGGAAACCUUCCGUUUGUACCCUCCCGUUGCAAGUAGUCUUCCUCGACUUGUCCCCAAGGGCGGAGAUCUCAUUGACGACAAGCCUGUCCCAGAAGAUACUGUUGUGUCCACACACCAUUAUGCCUCUUACCACGCCGAUGCGAACUUUGCUCUUGCAGGUGAAUUUCAUCCGGAGCGAUGGCUUGGAAUCGAUGAAAGGUUCUCUGCAGAUAAGAGAGACGUUCUUCAGCCAUUCAGUCUGGGACAGAGGGGCUGUCUUGGCAAGAAUGUGGCUUAUGUUGAGGCUCGUAUAAUCCUAGCCAGAUUGGUCUACAACUUUGACAUCCAACUUUGCCCGGAGAGCUCAAACUGGAUUGACCAGGAGAUGUAUGUGAACUGGGAGAAGCCACCGCUUAUCGUCAACCUGAAGGAUAGACUGGCUGGAUCUGUUUGA